AUUCCCUCCACACUCUCAGUUUGCUCUCCACCUCCAGUUUCCCUAGUUACGUUCUCUCCUGUAUGUGGGCACAAUUUAGACCUCUCCUUUGUAAAUACAUAAAACUCUUCCGCGCUUGUGUCCGCUCAGUCAUCGUGGGAUUUGCAAAUAGCCCUGCAGUUUUGGAUCUCAUUCACUCCUGUGUUUUUGACAUCUUCGUGAAGGCUCCAUUAUUGAUUAGACCGGAGUGAUUGCAGUGAUCUAAGUGGCUUGGAGUUUUUUAUUGGCAAUUACCCCACGUCUUAAAUCGUUGUCACCUAGAUCCUCGGAUCGAUAGAUCAGAUGGACCGAGCGAUGAAUAGCUGUUACCACUGAUGAGCGUAACCAAAGCGACGGAGGAAAAAGUAGAAAAUAAAAAAUUACAGAUACUGAGAGAAACGCAAGAUUCAGUGGUGCGCCGGUUCAGUCAAGCUCGGGAGCCGCUGGCGGGCGGAUGGAAAAAACAUCAUCGAUUGAAUAAUCGAUACUGAGAUCGUUAUUGUACAUAGUUGUUCGGGUUUAACAAUGGGGAGGCGAUUAUUGCUGCUGGCAAUAGCGAUCCUCUCUCUAGUCCUGGGAGAGCCAGAUCCGUCCGAGGAGUUGUAUCAUCGGAUACCCCAGAAUAAAGACGAAGUCAAGUGUUACGACGAGUCUGGAAGGCCUCAGAGGUGUAUUCCACCAUUUGAAAAUGCAGCCUUCAACCUGGUCAUUGAAGCGACCAAUACUUGCGGGCAGGGUGGAAUUCCCACAGAAUUCUGUAAGCAGACACGUGUUCAGGAGAAAUCCUGUGACAUAUGCCGAUGGGGAGAUCACCCAGCUAUCUACUUGACUGAUCAGGAUAACAAUGAAAAUGCCACUUGGUGGCAGUCUCAAACAAUGUUGGAGAAUGUCGAUUGGCCGAAUCAAGUGAAUCUGACGCUUCAUUUGGGGAAAACCUUCGAUAUCACUUACGUGCGUGUCCUGUUUGAGACUCCCAGGCCCGAGAGUUGGGGGAUUUACAAACGAAACAAUGAUAAAUCUAAUUGGGAGCCAUAUCAGUACUAUUCGGCAUCGUGCAGGGAUAUGUAUGGACUUCCAGACUCGAAGGAAACCGUCCGGGGAGACGACACUAGGGUUCUCUGUAAUUCUGAGUAUUCCGAUAUCUCUCCCCUGACCAAGGGAACUGUUGCUUUUUCGACGCUCGAGGGAAGACCCUCGGCUUUUCAAUUCGAUACAAAUCCGGCAUUACAAGAAUGGGUGCAAGCAACAGAUCUACGAUUCAGCCUCGAUCGUCUGAACACUUUCGGUGACGAUGUAUUCGGAGAUCCAGCCGUCCUUAAAUCUUAUUAUUACGCAAUAACCGAUAUCGCUGUCGGAGCUCGUUGCGCAUGUAACGGCCACGCCGGCGUCUGCAUAACCAGCACUGAUGAAGACAACCUGAGAGUUUGUCGGUGUGAGCAUAACACUGCCGGCCCAGACUGUAACGAGUGCCUCCCGUUUUACAAUGAUGCACCUUGGGGCCGUGCAACGCACACUGAUGCCCACGAAUGUAAAGCUUGCAACUGUAAUGGAUACUCGGAUAGAUGUUACUUUGACAAAGAAUUGUACGCUAGAACUGGCCACGGUGGUCAUUGCAUCGAGUGCAGGGCAAAUAGGGCUGGUGCCAACUGUGAGAGGUGUAAGGAGAACUACUACGAACGUCCUGAAGAUAAUUACUGCAUCGCUUGUAACUGUAAUGAAAUAGGUUCGAGAAGUCUUCAGUGCAAUAGUGAAGGUAAAUGUCAGUGUAAGCCUGGCAUAACCGGUGAUAAAUGUGAUCGUUGUUCUGCAAAUUUCUACAAUUUCGAUUCGAUCGGUUGCACCUCCUGCGACUGCAGCCCAAAAGGUUCCCUGGGAAACCAACCCAGCUGUGACGCUCAAACAGGUGCGUGUUCCUGCAAAGAAAACGUCGAAGGUAAGCGUUGUCGCGAGUGCCGUCCAGGGUUUUUCAAUCUCGCCCUGGAGAACGAAUUCGGCUGCACGCCCUGCUUUUGCUUCGGUCACUCCGCCAUCUGCAGGCCUGCGAACGGUUACUCAAAGACAAUAAUUGAGAGCAUGUUCGUUAGAGGUAAUGAGCGCUGGUCUGCCAACGUAGUAGGAAAAACCCUUCCCCUUCAUUACGACGCAGUCACGCAAACAGUCCAGGUAUCUGCCCCAGAGCGCGAUAACGUUUAUUUCGUGGCCCCUGACAGAUUCUUGGGUGAUCAACGAGCUUCCUACAACCAAGACCUUUAUUUCACACUGAAAAUCGGUGAAACCGAUCCUUCGCCAACAGCAAGAGAUGUCAUCCUCGAAGGAGGCAAUGGAGAGCAAAUAACCCAGCCCAUAUUCGGUCAACAGAACCGACUGCCCUCGGUGACCUCUCAAACCUACAAAUUCCGCCUCCACGAGCACCCGAACUACGGAUGGCAGCCACGCCUCUCAGCUCGCGAUUUCAUGUCAAUUCUUUCGAACCUGACUUCCAUCAAAAUCCGUGGAACUUAUACACACCAGGGUCGUGGUUUCCUAGACGACGUUCGCCUGGAGACAGCCCUGAGAGGAGCCGCAGGGCAGGCAGCAGACUGGGUGGAGCAUUGUCAAUGCCCCCACGGCUACGUCGGACAGUUCUGUGAGUCCUGUGCCCCUGGCUUCCACCACGAGCCGCCAAACGGCGGUCCCUUUGCCCUUUGCGUACCGUGUAACUGUAAUGGUCACGCUGACAUCUGCGAGGCUGAAACUGGUGCCUGCAUUUGUCAGCACAACACUGCAGGAAGUAACUGUGAACUCUGUGCCCGGGGAUACUACGGGCAUCCUUUGAAAGAAACACCUUACGAUUGUCAGCCCUGCCCGUGUCCUAACAACGGCCCUUGCAUACUUCUGGGAAACAAUCCAGACCCAAUCUGUUCGGAAUGCCCACUGGGGAGAACUGGGGCUCGUUGUGAGACCUGCUCCGAUGGUUACUUUGGAAAUCCGGACAGAGGAAUCGCCUGCAGACCCUGCGAGUGUAAUGGAAACAUCGACCUUAACGCUGUGAGGAACUGCAACCACGAAACAGGUGAAUGUCUCAAAUGUGUGAACCACACAGCCGGAUUCCACUGCGAGGACUGUCUCGCGGGUUACUGGGGGGAUGCCCUGUCAGACAAAAGGGAGGACGGCUGUAAGUUGUGUCAGUGUUUCCCAGCUGGAACUCAAGAAACAGAAAGUGGAGCUGUGGCCCCGUGCAAUCAACUGACAGGAUUCUGCGCCUGCAAGGCUCACGUCAUUGGAAAAAAUUGUGAUAAAUGCGAGGAUGGAUAUUACCAGAUAUUGUCCGGUGACGGGUGCACCGCCUGCAACUGCGACCCCGAGGGCUCCUACAACAGAACUUGCGAUGCCAACAGUGGACAGUGUCAGUGUCGUCCUGGAAUCACUGGCCAACGCUGCGACGCUUGCCUCCCAUAUCAAUACGGAUUUGGGAGGGAAGGUUGCAAGCUCUGUGACUGUGAUCAUAUUGGAUCUCAGGAUCUUCAGUGUGAUGCUAAUGGACAGUGUCCUUGUUUAACCAAUGUUGAGGGAAGGAGAUGCGAUCGUUGCAAGGAAAACAAGCAUAAUCGGCAGUAUGGCUGUGUGGACUGUCCUCCUUGCUACAAUUUAGUACAGGAUGCUGUCAAUGCCCACCGAAGGAGGCUCGUCGAUCUUGAAAAUACCCUGAGGAAAAUCAACAGCAGCCCGACCGUCAUCAAGGACUCUGAUUUUGAGAGAGAACUUCAAAACGUUGAAGAGCGGGUGAGAACACUGUUGCAAACAGCGAAAGCAGGAUCAGGAAAUGAAAAUAAAACACUGGUGGAGCAAAUUGAGGAGCUACGAGAUCAACUCAACCAGAUUGACAGAAUAUCGCAGGGAGUUGAUGUGACGGCGGCGGAAGCCAAGAGAACAACGAGCGAAGGUCUAACUAGUAUCGAUGAGGCUGAGAGUGUUCUUGACAAGAUUCACGAGCAAUUGACAGAGGCUGAAGAUUAUUUGGCGACUGAGGGAGCCUCGGCCCUGGCAGAAGCAAAAAAACGUGCUGAACAGGUUGGCCAGCAGAACCAACACAUGACUAAUAUUGCUCAUCAGGCGCGUGUUGUAGCUGACACGAAUACAAAUGAAGCAAAAAAAAUUCAUGCCCUCGCUGAACAAGCUAGAAAUACAUCUCAAGAAGCAUAUAAUCUUGCUAAGAAGGCAAUUGCACAGUACGCAAAUAUUAGCGAGGAGAUUAGGGAGCUGGAUAAUAAAUUGGAGCUUCUGGAGGAUCGCUUCGUCGAGGUGAAAAAUUUAACGGGCACAGCGGCCGCAAAAGCAGCAGCUGUCGCCGACGAGGCGGUAUACUUAUUGGUACUGGACUUGACAGUUCCCACAGUUGAUAUUGAGAAACUGCAAGAACAAGUGGAGGCUGUUAGUAAUGAGGGUCUAAUGCUCAAAGAAAGAGCCCAACUAAUGCUCCAAGACAACGAGCAACUGCUGUUCGAUCUAGAGCAAAAAAUUCACAAAAGCGAAGAAUUAUUGAAUAAAGCGCAGGAUCAACUGGCAGCCACUGCAGAGUUGCUCUCAGAAGUCGACGGUGCCAACGAAAAGGCCAAUGACGCUGUGAAGCGGGGCAAUCAGACGCUGGCGGAGGCUCAGGAGACUCUGAAAAAAUUGGGUGAAUUCGACGCUGAGGUACAGAGGGAAAAGCUUAAAGCCCAGGAGGCAUUACGUAAUAUCGAAGAAAUUCGUGUUAUGGUUGAGGAGGCUAUUCUGAAAGCUGCGGAAACGCAAGUCGUGCUUAAUGGGGCGGAACAUAAUGCCGCUGGGGCACGUAAUAUCACUGCCGAGGCCCAACGAAAUGCCGACGAUGCUGGUACACAUGCUAAUGUCAUAAGAACUGAGGCGAAUAAAACUAAAUUGGAGGCCUGGAGGCUUAAUAACGAGGCUGACAAGCUACAUACGAGAGUGGAGAUGACGGACUCGAUUGCGAAGAAGUAUGAAGUCAGGGUUGGGAGUAAUGUGAAUGUUACGAAUGAUGUUAAUCAUCGGGUGGGCCAGGCAAGGACGAAGGUCGCAUUUGCAAGUCAGCAGGUAGAUAAGACACUUGCUGACGUUGCGGAGAUCAUUGGGGAGCUUGAGGCAUUGCCAGAGAUCGACGACGCUGAUCUCAAUCGUCUUGAGGAGCGUUUAUUGGCAGCGGAGAAGGAGAUUAAAGCUACGAAUCUCGAUGAGAGAAUUCGUGCGCUCACGGAGGCGAAAAAUUUGCAGACCCAGUGGGUCAAGAAUUACGAGGAAGAGGUGGGAAGGCUGAGGAAUGACGUGGAGAACAUCGAUGAGAUAAGGAAGGCACUGCCUACCCAGUGCCAGAACCGCUGGCGUUUGGAGCCUUAAGUCGGCUCACGUGCCAUAAAUACUUAACUUAGAUUCUAUCUAAUUGAAAGCCUGUUUUCUCCUUUUUCGCUAAUUAAUUUGAUUAUUGAAUUGAAUAAUGAGAGCUUUAUGAAAUUUACAUUUCUACCAGGGGGACCGUUCAAACUCGUUAUGGCCCCCUGUUUUUUCUCUUUUUUGCAAUAUUACACGCGAUACCAAAGACUUAAAGUAAUCAGCUCUCAAUGACAAUCAUGAAUUCUUAUCUCGAUUAGUUAACUGCCCGUCAUUUCGCCUCUGUGUAGAUACAUUGAUGCCUUUCAUUCACGUUUUAUAUUUGCUGACUACAAUUCAUUUUUAUAUUUGGUAUAUUAAAAUAUACAGUAAUUUUACCAAACUUUUAUACUUCAACUGUAGCUUGAAAUGUAGAAUUUAUUGUGAAAUCAAUAAAGUUGAUAUUUUAAAGGUAAA
Messenger RNA from Diachasmimorpha longicaudata, 5838 nucleotides. RefSeq names its product Laminin B2 (gene LanB2). The transcript has 8 exons. The coding region runs from base 544 to 5391 and encodes 1615 amino acids. Lineage: Eukaryota; Metazoa; Arthropoda; Insecta; Hymenoptera; Braconidae. Gene Ontology annotation, cellular component: basement membrane. The record is from RefSeq and is a predicted model, not a curated record. Gene Ontology annotation, biological process: animal organ morphogenesis; substrate adhesion-dependent cell spreading; tissue development.